CAACUUGCGCGAGCGCAGUCCGCAACAUGUCGUUCAAACGGCACUACGUACUUCACAUCCUUUUCAUAUCCAUUGUAGUUGUAUCUACCUAUGUGUAUAGACCUUUAUUACCUAUAAAGGCGGAAACCAAACAAUCCCUUGGAUAUCCGAAAGAUUCAUUACUAAACUUCACACAACUAAGUUAUAAAUAUGGUUAUAUAUCUGAAGAACACAAUGUGAUAACUGAAGAUGGAUAUAUUUUAUCAAUGUUCAGGAUACAGGGACGGAAUUGUAUGAAAAGAAGACAACCACCGGUACUCCUAAUGCACGGAUUGCUUCAGAGUUCAGACAGCUGGCUGGACGCAGGCCCUCGUGCAGGCUUAGCGUAUUUAUUAUCCGAUGCUUGCUACGACCUUUGGGUAGGAAACCAGAGAGGUAACUACUACGGCCGAAGACAUACAACCUUAAACCCCGACAAGGACGAAAAGUUCUGGGAAUUUUCUGUAGACGAAAUAGGAUUGUACGACAUACCUGCCGCAAUUGAAUAUGUGUUAAAGAAGACAUCCUCCAAAAAGGUGAACUAUAUAGGGUAUUCUCAAGGAUCUGGUAGCUUUUUUAUCAUGUGCUCUGAAAGACCUGGAUUUUGUGACAAAGUGAAUUUGUUCAUUGGUUUAGCGCCAGCUUCUAGACAAACUCAUACCAGGUCUGUUGCUUAUAGGGCUUUAUGUGGUAUAAUGGAGAGAUUUUCAAUUUAUUUUACUUUCUCCGGAAUUCGAGAAGUGUUUUCCAAGGGUGCGUUAAGUCAAGAGUUCAUGGCAUAUUUGUGCCAAUCGAGUACGUUGUCCAAUAACAUUUGUGGAGAGUUUAUAGCUCUUUUGGAUUCAUAUCACCCUGGAUCGAUUACUAACAAAACAACACAGGUUUUGUUUGGUCACUUCCCGGCUGGAACUUCGUUGAAAAAUUUCGCCAGAUACGGACAAAGCAUGAAAAGUAGGGAUUUCAAGAAAUUCGACUACGGAAAGUCGUGGAAUAUAAAAUUUUAUGGCAGCGAAAAACCUCCAUCAUACAAUUUGAGUGCUGUAACAGUACCCGCUGUGGUUUUAUAUGGCAAAAAUGACUAUUUAGUGGACGUUAAGGACGUAAAGUGGCUUUUAAGAAAACUGCCCAAUGUGUUAGAGGCAGUGGAGGUCAGUGACCCUUUGUGGAAUCAUUUAGAUAUGACGUACAGUCGGCACACGAAUGAAGCAGUGUUCCCUAAAAUAAAUGAGUAUUUGUUAAGGUACAGUAGAUCGUAGAAUAAACGGUUUAAAGUACACAAAACGUAAAGUUAUUUUGACAAUAUUCAGGACGACGUUUUUUGCGUCUAUAUAAAGUGAAUAAACAAACAUAAUUUAUGCAGAUCUCAUUUGUGUCAUUUUAGUUUUUUUUUUCAAAUUAUCGCCAGACGAUUAAGUGUUAUUAUGAUAACAUUAAUAUUAUUUUGUAUAAUUGUUCAGAAGAGCUGAUUAAUAUUUUAUAGGCGUUAUAUCCGUAUCAAACCAUCGUUUACGUCUAUACGUUGACGUUACCUAUAUACCAACUAAGAAUCAAAUCAAAAGUGGUCUUAAACAAUGACUGAAAUUAAUGACGAAAUUGACACAGAUUCCUUUUUUGUGUUUUACAAUAAAUAUUUUAAAAGCGUACGUAACAGUCACUGGGGUAGCCAGAGACAAUAGACCUCCAUUAAUUAAAUAUAUUUAAUCAUGAGCGACAUUCGAAUUGGUUGUGUAUACUUUGAAUGGCGGUUGUGAUUGUAUUAAGUAAUAUUUUAAAUGUCUGUUUGUGUAACAAUAACUCCAGUGAAUGAAAGAAACGAAUUGCAAAUGAUUUUUUUGGCGCUUUGAAAUUAGUGACCUAGUCGGUGUUUGUGAUAAUUUACUUUGUAGAAAUAUUCAGUAAAAGGUAUAAAUAAUAGUAUUACCGUUACAUAGUUACUUGU
This is a messenger RNA of Hyposmocoma kahamanoa, 1957 nucleotides long. Its product is annotated as lipase 1-like. Gene Ontology annotation, biological process: lipid metabolic process. NCBI's taxonomy places the organism in Eukaryota, Metazoa, Arthropoda, Insecta, Lepidoptera, Cosmopterigidae. The coding region runs from base 27 to 1274 and encodes 415 amino acids. The transcript has a single exon. The record is from RefSeq and is a predicted model, not a curated record. Gene Ontology annotation, molecular function: hydrolase activity, acting on ester bonds.